AUGGUGUCCGCACCCAAAACGAGCAUCGUGGCCGACGUGACGGCUCCCAAGCCGUCCGAUGCGCUCCCCAUCAAGUACAUCCCAAGAAGAUGGAAUGAGCGCGGCUACUCUGACCUCGGCUGGCUCAAGACCUUUCACACCUUCAGCUUCUCGAGCUAUCAUGACCCACGCUUCAUCUCCUUUGGGCCACUGCGGGUCAUCAACGAGGACCGUGUCGCACCAGGACAGGGCUUCCCCACCCACCCACACCGCGAUGCAGAGAUCUUCUCCUACGUCCUCUCAGGCCGCCUCACGCACAGAGACAGUAUGCAGAACGUCGAGCACAUCGGCCGCGGCGACGUCCAGUUCACCUCCGCUGGCACAGGCAUCCGGCACAGCGAGUACAACGACCAUGCCACAGAGACAUGCCACUUUCUCCAGAUCUGGUACACGCCGCUGGUCAAGAACCUCACGCCCAAGUACGUGACGCUUCCUCGCCUCAGCGACGAGGACAAGCUCGACAAGUUUGUCACCCUCGUCAAGGAGAUCGGAACCAUGUCGAAAGAGGAGGCCGAUCGCAGUGGCCUGCUCCCGCCCCACAGCAUCAUUGGAGCGCACUCGAGUCUUGUGACGCGUGCUGCGCUCAUCACGCCCGCCAACACCGUCGAGCAUACCUGUGGCGCAGAGGUCCUGGACCAGGCCGGGCCACGGUGGAUCUAUGUGCAUGUUGCGAUGACGUUGGGCGCAAAGGACCCUGCAUCUGUGGCAGAAGGAAGAAAAGAAGCAAAAGUAAAAGUGGGCGAUGUGACACUGGUCGAGGGAGACGGCUGCUUCAUCAGGGGCAACGUAGUGGGCAGCACUUUGUCAUUGACAAACGUAUCUGACGUGACGGCCGAGCUUCUCCUGUUCGACCUCAAGCCUGCCUCUAAUUAA
Acaromyces ingoldii is the source of this 912-nucleotide messenger RNA. RefSeq names its product Pirin-domain-containing protein. Lineage: Eukaryota; Fungi; Basidiomycota; Exobasidiomycetes; Exobasidiales; Cryptobasidiaceae. Bases 1 to 912 code for a protein of 303 amino acids. The transcript has 4 exons. The record is from RefSeq and is a predicted model, not a curated record.